Messenger RNA from Syngnathoides biaculeatus (alligator pipefish), 5464 nucleotides. RefSeq names its product coagulation factor XIII, A1 polypeptide b (gene f13a1b). The coding region runs from base 178 to 2412 and encodes 744 amino acids. The transcript is spliced from 15 exons. The record is from RefSeq and is a predicted model, not a curated record. Gene Ontology annotation, biological process: blood coagulation, fibrin clot formation; peptide cross-linking. Gene Ontology annotation, molecular function: protein-glutamine gamma-glutamyltransferase activity. Lineage: Eukaryota; Metazoa; Chordata; Actinopteri; Syngnathiformes; Syngnathidae.
ACCAGUGUGAAUCACACCCACGGAUUGCGACGCUGACACGGGACUAUUUAAGCAGAAAUGUGAACGGCUGUUCUUGGCGGGGUGGGGGAAGAUUGAAGUCCUUCAACCGAGGUACGUCCGGACUUGGAGACCCUUCGCAAAACUUCCCGUGUUCUCACUCCGUGAAACGUCGCCGACAUGUCCGGUCAAGCCGACCCCGACGCCGCCCCCACCGACCCUUCCGCCGCCGCUCCUGCUGGACUCCGCCCAAAAGUGAGCAGCCGUGGCCGCACCGCCGUUCCGGCCGCCAACUCCAACGCGGAUGAAACCGACAUCCCCGAGUUUGAGCUCUUCGGCGCAGUCGGCCCGAGAGGACUUCCGCCUUUGACCGAGUUCCUGGACAUCUCCGACGUGGACAUGAUGAAGAAACGAGACGAGACCAAUAAGAUUCGCCACCAUACGGCGCUGUACAAUUCGGAGAACCUCAUCGUCCGGAGAGGACAAGAGUUCCAGGUGAACGUGUCCUUCAACCGCCCGUACAACCCAAAGAAGGACAAGUUCGCCCUGGAGUUUGUCAUCGGAUCCAACCCUCAGUACAGCAAGAACACCUACAUUCCUGUCUUCCCCACCGAGGACAGGCAGACCUCCUGGCCGGGCCGUGUCAUCCGGACUUCUGACAACGUGGUCUCCAUGGGCGUCUUGCCCGCUGCCAACUGCAUCGUGGGCAAGUACCAGAUGUAUGUCGCUGUUGCGACCCCGUACGGCAUCCGCCGGACCAAGCGGGACAAGAGCCGUUACGUCUAUGUUCUCUUCAACCCGUGGGAGGCAGCUGAUGCAGUGUUUCUGGAUGACAAUGCGGAGAGGGACGAGUGCGUGAUGGCAGAGACGGGAAUCAUCUACCACGGCUCCUAUGACGACGUCGCCGAGAGACACUGGAACUACGGCCAGUUUAACUACGGCGUUCUGGAUGCCUGCCUGUACAUCAUGGACAGGUCUGAGAUGCCCAUCAUCAACAGAGGGGACCCCGUCAAGGUGGCUCGGAAGGCCUCUGCCAUGCUGGACUCUCGCGACGACAACGGGGUGCUGGUGGGGAACUGGAGCGGCGACUACACCUACGGAGUUGCGCCCACAGCCUGGACCGGCAGCACCGAAAUCCUCAUCACUUAUGCCCGCGGCAAGACGCCGGUGUGCUACGCUCAGUGCUGGGUCUACGCCGCCGUCUUCAACACCUUCCUGCGCUGCCUGGGUAUCCCGUCGCGAGUCGUCACCAACUACUACUCCGCGCACGACAACGACGGAAACCUCAAGUCUGACAUCAUCCUGGAUGAAAACGGCCGGAUAGAUCGCGGCCGAACCCGGGACUCCAUCUGGAACUAUCACUGCUGGAACGAAUGCUUCAUGUCCAGACCGGAUCUCCCGCCCGGCUUCGGAGGCUGGCAGGUCGUGGAUGCGACACCGCAGGAGAACAGUGAUGGCUUGUACAGAUGCGGCCCGGCGUCCAUCCGAGCCAUCAAACAUGGCGAAAUCUGCUUCCCCUUUGACGCCGCCUUUGUAUUUGCCGAGGUGAACAGCGACAUGGUGUUUCAUUCCCGGAAGAAAGACGGGAGCACGACGGUGGUCAAGGUGAAUCGGACCCACAUCGGCCGCAUGGUCCUGACGAAAGCUACCGGCGGGUCGGGCCGCCGCGACGUCACCGAUCAGUACAAGUUUCCCGAAGGCAGCGCCGAGGAGCGCACGGUCCUGGAGAAGGCGGAGGCGUACAGCUGCGGGAGGGAGAAGUCCGUCCUCCCUCGGGGGGACGUCGACCUGGUUCUGUCCGACCCGGAAGUCGGCCUGGGUGAUGACUUCGAGCUGAAGCUGAACUUCGUCAAUCGCGGCGGCGGUCGGCGCACCGUGGAGGUCUACGUCAGUGGGACCGUGAUCUACUACACGGGCCUGAUGAGCUCCGAGUUCCUGUUCACGACUCCCUCUGUCGAGAUUGGGCCAAACGCCAGCGCGAAUGAGUCCGUCGGCGUCGAUUCCAAGCAGUACUUGAAGUCGUUGGUCGAGCAGUCAAACCUGCACUUCAUCGUCACGGGGAAGGUCACCGAGACGGGACAGAUCGUCAGCGCCAUGAAAGUCGUCCGCCUGCGCAACCCGAAACUCACGGUCAAGGCGACGGGCCCCGGGAAGGUGAGCGAAGAGAUGAUGGCUACGGUGGAGUUCACAAACCCCUUGAGCGUCAGCCUGGAGGACGUCUACAUUCGCAUGGAAGGAGCCGGACUCAUGCUUCCAAAGUCCAAAUACUACAGGCUCAUCACCAGUGGCUCGUCGUUGACCUGGACCGAGUUCUUCACGCCGCAAAGGGCGGGGACCGGCAGGCUGAUCGCCACCCUGGACUGCCCCGCCCUCAGGCAGGUGGACGGCGAGGUGACGCUCACGAUCGAAGACUGACGGGAGGACUGACUGGCGGCCGACCUUGUUAUAAAUGCAUUAUUACACCCCCCUACGACUUUAAGUCGUGGAACAGCUCAUUGUUUUAAGUCACUGGUGUCAAACGCAGGGUCCGAUGGCCGGAUCUGGCCCGCCGCAUGAUUUUUAUGUGGCCCACGAAUCCAAAUCGUGCGUAUUAACUUCUGUGAUUUUUAUUCAAAUAUGGAACAAAAUUUCAAAUUGUCAUAUCAUAAAUGAUAACGUUGAUGACAUAGGGGUCCAACUGGAGGCCUGGGGACCAGAUCCAGCCCACCGCAUGAUUUUAUGUAGCCCGCGAAUCCAAAUCGUGCAUAUUAACUUCUGUGAUUUUUAUUCAAAUAUGGAACAAAAUUUCAAAUUGUCAUAUCAUAAAUGAUAACGUUGAUGACAUAGGGGUCCAACUGGAGGCCUGGGGACCAGAUCCAGCCCACCGCAUGAUUUUAUGUAGCCCGUGAAUCCAAAUCAUGUGUAUUAACUUCUGUCAUUUUUAUUCAAAUCUGUACCAAAAUUUCAAAUUGUCAUAUCAUAAAUGAUAACGUUGACGCCACUGGUGUCAAACUCGAGGCCUCGGGGCCAAUUCCGGCCCGCCGCAUGAUUUUAUGUAGUCCGUGAAGCUAAAUCGUGUGUAUUAAUUUCCAUGCUUUUUUCUUCAAAUCUGUACCAAAAUUUCAAAUUGUAAUAUUAUAAAUGAUAACGUUGAUGACAUAGGGGUCAAACUCGAGGCCUGGGGACCAGAUCCGGCCUGCUACAUGAUUUAAUGUAGCCCGCGAAGCGAAAUCGUGUGUAUUAAUUUCUGUGCUUUUUUGUUCAAAUCUGAACCAAAAUUUCAAAUUGUCAUAUCAUAAAUGAUAACAUUGACGCCACUGGUGUCAAACUCGAGGGCCAGGGGCCAGAUCCGGCCCACCGCAAGAUUUUAUGUAGCCCGCGAAGCUAAAUCGUGUGUUUUAAUUUCUGUGCUUUUUUGUUCAAAUCUGAACCAAAAUUUCAAAUUGUCAUAUCAUAAAUGAUAACAUUGACGCCACUGGUGUCAAACUCGAGGGCCAGGGGCCAGAUCCGGCCCACCGCAAGAUUUUAUGUAGCCCGCGAAGCUAAAUCGUGUGUUUUAAUUUCUGUGCUGUUUUGUUCAAAUCUGUACCAAAAUUUCAAAUUGUCAUAUCAUAAAUGAUAACGUUGACGCCACUGGUGUCAAACUCGAGGCCUCGGGGCCAAUUCCGGCCCGCCGCAUGAUUUUAUGUAGUCCGUGAAGCUAAAUCGUGUGUAUUAAUUUCCGUGCUUUUUUCUUCAAAUCUGUACCAAAAUUUCAAAUUGUAAUAUUAUAAAUGAUAACGUUGAUGACAUAGGGGUCAAACUCGAGGCCUGGGGACCAGAUCCGGCCUGCUACAUGAUUUAAUGUAGCCCGCGAAGCGAAAUCGUGUGUAUUAAUUUCUGUGCUUUUUUGUUCAAAUCUGAACCAAAAUUUCAAAUUGUCAUAUCAUAAAUGAUAACAUUGACGCCACUGGUGUCAAACUCGAGGGCCAGGGGCCAGAUCCGGCCCACCGCAAGAUUUUAUGUAGCCCGCGAAGCUAAAUCGUGUGUUUUAAUUUCUGUGCUUUUUUGUUCAAAUCUGAACCAAAAUUUCAAAUUGUCAUAUCAUAAAUGAUAACAUUGACGCCACUGGUGUCAAACUCGAGGGCCAGGGGCCAGAUCCGGCCCACCGCAAGAUUUUAUGUAGCCCGCGAAGCUAAAUCGUGUGUUUUAAUUUCUGUGCUGUUUUGUUCAAAUCUGUACCAAAAUUUCAAAUUGUCAUAUCAUAAAUGAUAACGUUGACGCCACUGGUGUCAAACUCGAGGCCUCGGGGCCAAUUCCGGCCCGCCGCAUGAUUUUAUGUAGUCCGUGAAGCUAAAUCGUGUGUAUUAAUUUCCGUGCUUUUUUCUUCAAAUCUGUACCAAAAUUUCAAAUUGUAAUAUUAUAAAUGAUAACGUUGAUGACAUAGGGGUCAAACUCGAGGCCUGGGGACCAGAUCCGGCCUGCUACAUGAUUUAAUGUAGCCCGCGAAGCGAAAUCGUGUGUAUUAAUUUCUGUGCUUUUUUGUUCAAAUCUGAACCAAAAUUUCAAAUUGUCAUAUCAUAAAUGAUAACAUUGACGCCACUGGUGUCAAACUCGAGGGCCAGGGGCCAGAUCCGGCCCACCGCAAGAUUUUAUGUAGCCCGCGAAGCUAAAUCGUGUGUUUUAAUUUCUGUGCUUUUUUGUUCAAAUCUGAACCAAAAUUUCAAAUUGUCAUAUCAUAAAUGAUAACAUUGACGCCACUGGUGUCAAACUCGAGGGCCAGGGGCCAGAUCCGGCCCACCGCAAGAUUUUAUGUAGCCCGCGAAGCUAAAUCGUGUGUUUUAAUUUCUGUGCUGUUUUGUUCAAAUCUGUACCAAAAUUUCAAAUUGUCAUAUCAUAAAUGAUAACGUUGACGCCACUGGUGUCAAACUCGAGGCCUCGGGGCCAAUUCCGGCCCGCCGCAUGAUUUUAUGUAGUCCGUGAAGCUAAAUCGUGUGUAUUAAUUUCCGUGCUUUUUUCUUCAAAUCUGUACCAAAAUUUCAAAUUGUCAUAUCUUAAAUGAUAACGUUGACGAUGUAGGGGUCAAAGUCGAGGCCUGGGGGCCGGAUCCGGCCCGCCGCAUGAUUUUACGUGGCCCGCGAAGGUAAAUCAUGUGUAUUAAGUUCCGUGAUUCUUGUGAAAAUGUUUAACAAAAUUGACAUAUUAAAAGCAUUUUUGCAUGAGCAAACAGGAACAAUCGUCGAAAAAGCCGUCCCCCUUGAUUUCUGAUUCCAAAACGUGUUCAUAAAUUGAUUCUUUUUUUCGGGUUCCACAUUCAUAACAACGUGGAAGCGACGGUACUUUGACUCCGUUCCUAUAAUCCGCACGCCGCUCGCGACGCUCAUUUAUCAUGAAUUCCGUGCACAAUCUAUGCUUCGCCUUUUGUGGUCCACUUCAGCGUCGGCCAUUGUCGCUUGCCACCCCACUGAUGUUUAGAACCAGCUCACCAAUAAAACGACAACAAAAGUCA